GCAGUAACAGGCCAGCGUAGCUAAUUUGUCAACCGAGUGUAAAGUCUGGCCGUGGUAAUACCUCUUAAACAUUUCAUGAAACUACGGGAUACAAGAUCAUCGCACUGUAGCCCCCCCCCGCUUUCUCUCACCUGUUCGUUGCCAAGCAACAAAUCAUCAGGUGUCUACAACAAGAGGGUCUCAAGGGUCCACCACAGUCAGGCUAUCGGCACUCGGGGAUAUCAGGUGUAGACAGAUUGCUUGGAUAUGGUUCACUGACAAACAGAGUGACUUUAAAUCUUACUAUAGUCUGUGUAGCUGCUUGCUUGUGCCCUGCUGUCAAUUGAGGUUGAUAUUGCAUUUGCAACAACUGUGGAUUUUGUAGAGAUUUAACCUAGGUUUGCCAUAGAACUAUACCAGCAGCCAUGCAGGACAUCAGACGUGCUAGGACCAUGUACGACAUGUACGCUGAGAAACCCGGCGGUGGAGCUAUCGAGCCUCUCCCAGAAAUCCCCACGGCCUCCAAGCCUGAUAUGCCAGUCGAGGACUACUUUGGGCGUAUGGGCACCAUCCACCCCCUGGCCGGGAGUCAGACAGCCAGGUACCGCUCCUCUUCACCGGGAGGCCACAAACCCCGCCCCCGUACCCGUGGCUCCCUCUCCGCCAGAUCCUCUUCGUUUGACGCCGAUAUGCCUCCCAUGGGCGUCCAUGACGACACCAACCCCUUCACCGGGCCUAUGGACCCCGUCAACCAGCAGUACUACUACAGACAGUGGAAGAUGAAUCUCCCCUCCCCCAAGAGGCCCAUCUACCGUUCAGGCCGUCUCGGCAGUCCGUGGCGUCACGUCAAGUCUUGUAUCAACAAUGGAGGCAGCCAUCUUGUCUUCAUCGACGAUGCGCCCAAGACAGUGAGAGCUAGAGACAAAAGAACUGUAAAGACGGAGGAGAACUUCUUCUAUCCCCCCGAGGACGCCCUCAGUCCCCCCGACCUUUCCAUGUACAUGUCUCCUCGUAUAGCCCAGCGGUCAUUCAACAGGAAGCCAGACCUCACCUCCAGCUUCAACGAGCGGGCGAAACAAAACUUCAAGUACUGGUACAAUGAGCCUAAGCGUAUCAACUUUUCCUCUAAAUACGAUUUCGGAGGUCGAAGUCGUUGGCUUGGAGUAUCUGGUGAAUCCCUUGCUGGUCGAAACCCGAGGUUUACUAUACGUUACUAACGCAGUGGCAGCUAGGUACAGAAUGAAGGCACGUCUGAUGACUAUGGGAGUGUGAAACAGUUGUCUUUCAGGCAGUCUUGCCUUUCAGUGAAGAAUCAAGCCAGUAUCGUCAAUUAUUAAUUUCAUUUUACUUUCUCACUGAUGUAUAGAGAAGUCACCCAAGAGGGCAUUUGCACAUUUAAAACUAUUUCGUAAAUCUACACGGUUCAUAUAGAAUUUGAGUGACAAAAUUUCAAGUUCAUUUUAAGGCUCACUCAGUAUUCAAAGCCACGCAAAUGAAAUAGUAUAUAGUUGUUUGUUCAAUUUGUUACAGCUUCGGACAUUUCAAUGCUAGCAAAAGGGAGACAAACAUGGUAAUCAACCAUCAAAUGAGCACAUAAAUUUUUUUAUUUCAAACAAUGAAAAGAUGCAUGUAAAUUUAGGGAGUCAUGGAUUGAUUUAAAUUCAAGGUCUUUUAAAGGCACAUUAUCCAUUUUCAAGGCCUUUAAAAGACAGAAUCUAACUUCAAGGCCUUUUCGAACAUGUGCGAACCGUGAUCUGUGGAAAGUUGAUAAUAGUACCAUUUUUUUCUAACUUUGUAUGUGUCACUAGUACUCAACUUCUAUGCAUGGUCAUUCCCCCACUGAGAAGUGCUAGUCUGUAAUUGUAAGAAGUAGUGUUACUGUCAACAUUGUUAUAUUUAAGGACUACAAAGCAAACUGACCAAAUCCAUUCAUACUGACAAUAUCAUUUUCUACAUUUCUGCUAAAGAAUCCGAUGAAGUGAAAGUGUACAAAAUUAUGAGGGGUCUCAGGGUCCUUGAGGUCUCUAUGGCAUUAAAAUCUAGGGACCUCCUAAAUAUUGGAUUCUUAGUUUUAGAAAAAGUGUGCUUCGUCUUUCAUUUCUACUUCUGAACAUGCAUAGUAUUAAACCAUGCUCUUUGUAAUCACAUAAGCGCAACAGAAGACACCUAACUGUAAAUCUACCUAUCAGUAUUAAUUUUGAGAGGCCAGAGUGAAUAUAUUUUGCAGUUUUGCAAAGUUAAACUACAUGUAAUAACGGUGACUUUGGCCUUGUUAUUGUACAUUAAUAUCAGCUGGUUUCCGGAAUUGCUCAGACAAAAUUAACCCCAAUUUGCCUUUCAUUUAAAACACACAUUUUGUAAGGUAAAUUAUAGGUGUAUUACUGUUUUGUGCCAAAUAUACUAUCUUCUUGUGUACAAUGCAUUCUUACCCUUUUUAGUUAAUUUUGGAAAUAAAACUGGUCUGGAAUAACUUGAUAACUACAACAUGUAUCUGCUUACCAAACUAGUCCUAGUAAUCCUACCCUGAAACCCAGGCAAAGCAGCUGAUAGGAAUGUACGUACUGGGAUAUGGAGUGGGUAAUCCGAAGAACUGCAUCGCAGUCGGAGCAUCUUGCAAUGGCAGUAUUACACCAUGAAUGUACAUAGCUUUGUUAGUUUAGUCAUGCUUGUUUGACGUUGCUUGCACUAUAUUGAGAACUGAUUCAACCAUUGUACAGAAAUUUCAGCCUAAUAAAAAUUAGAGUUUUACAUA
Molecule: messenger RNA, 2731 nt
Organism: Haliotis rufescens (red abalone)
Lineage: Eukaryota; Metazoa; Mollusca; Gastropoda; Lepetellida; Haliotidae
Exons: 9
Coding region: 405-1196 (263 amino acids)
Source: RefSeq, a predicted model, not a curated record